Molecule: messenger RNA, 6171 nt
Organism: Anneissia japonica
Lineage: Eukaryota; Metazoa; Echinodermata; Crinoidea; Comatulida; Comatulidae
Product: band 4.1-like protein 5
Exons: 19
Coding region: 65-2884 (939 amino acids)
Cellular component (GO): cytoskeleton
Molecular function (GO): cytoskeletal protein binding
Source: RefSeq, a predicted model, not a curated record
AUGGAUCACUAUAGAGAUGAGUCAACAAGAGUAUUUACUGAUAGGCUGAUAUAUCAAUAGUGAUAUGAGUAUGGUACAUCAUACACAGCCACAGUUCAGUGAGCCUCUCCUCAAUGGACAUGCUAUGGAGUCAGUAAGGAGGUAUCGCCGACAUGGUACCGCUCGUGGAGAGGUUCGAGUUGAUGGCACCAAAAAGAAUAUGCUGAUCUGCAAGGUUUUGAUGCUUGAUGGUACCGACAAACAAUAUGAAGUAAAGAAAAAUGCAAAAGCAGAGGAACUUUAUGAACAAGUGUUGUAUUCAUUGGAUAUUGUGGAAAAGGAUUAUUUUGGACUUAGCUUCACAGAUGCAGAACAGUCUCAUUGGUUAGAUCCAACAAAGCCACUCAAAAAACAAUUAAAAAUUGGCCCUCCAUACACCCUAAGAUUCCGAGUCAAAUUUUAUUCAUCAGAGCCAACAAAUCUACAUGAAGAAUUAACAAGAUAUUUCUUUUUUCUGCAACUAAAAAAUGACAUCUUAGAAGGCAGGCUAGUUCCACCAUAUGAGACUGCUGUGGAGCUUGCUGCAUAUGCUGUGCAAUCUGAACUAGGUGAUUACGAGGAUGAUAUGCACAAUGCGGAACUGGUGUCGGAGUUCCGUUUUUGUACCAAUCAGAGCGAGACUAUGGAGGAGGACAUUCUAGAAAAAUUCAAAACUCUAAAAGGUCAGACACCAGCUGAUGCUGAGCGAAACUACUUGAACAAAGCAAAGUGGUUGGAGAUGUAUGGUGUUGAUAUGCAUAGGGUCAUGGGUAAGGACAACAAUGAGUAUGGUCUUGGUCUUACUCCAACUGGUAUACUUGUAUUUGAGGGCAAGAACAAGAUUGGCUUGUUUUUCUGGCCGCGAGUUGAGAGGUUGGAUUUCAAGGGAAAGAAACUCCAUCUGGUUGUCAUGGAGGAUGAUGACAAGGGUAAUGAGCAGUCCCACACAUUUGUGUUCAAGCUUCAAAGUAGCAAGGCAUGUAAGCAUUUAUGGAAAUGUGCCGUAUCGCAUCAUUCAUUCUUCCGGUUAAAGGGAGUUCCUAAACAUAGAACAGAAAAGUCCGGAUUCAUCAGGAUGGGCUCACGAUUUAACUACAGUGGCAGAACAGAAUUCCAGUCUGCUAAAGCCAACAAGUUAAGACGCUCCUCCACUUUUGAAAGGAGACCAAGUCAGAGGUUCUCAAGACGGCCAUCUUAUGCUCAGAAACGAGCUGCGGCCGCAUCUAGCGUUGCUGCCAACGCCAUCGCAAUUUCCCAGCAGCGCCAGGCAGCCCGAGCAGCAGCGGCAAAAGCCGCAGGUUCUCCACCUGUAACGAAAAGCAGUACACUGCCUCGAGUUACAGUCGCAGCAGCGGUGUCACCAUUAAGCUCAGGUGUUACGACAACGUUUAUGACGCCAGCAAGGAAAUCGCCAGCCACUUCACCGACCCAGAUACCUAUAUCUUCUGCAUCUCCAACCUCAACAUCAUCGCAUGUUGUUGACGGUACGCCUCCACCGCCUCCCGACUCAUCUUCCAACAGCCCAAGGCUCUUUGAAAUAAACGUGGACACGGGCUCCAAAACCCCAGUCACCCCAGACUCUAUUACAAUACGUACUUCGAAACCAAUAUUAGUGGGUGAUUCGGUCAAGGUGGAAAGUAUAAAAGUGGAUAACUACAAAAUGAAUGGAGAAAUAUCAGCCACAGGUGCUGGCCUUUUAAGUAUAGAGGAACAAAAUGCUGCUCGUUUGAAAGGUCUGGAAGAUGCGCCGUGUACAAUCAGACCGAGAGUCAAUGGGUCAUCAAUUCCAAAUAACAAUCGGCAAACCAAGCCAUACCCAAGUGCAAACUUGGCCGCAGUUCAAAUAACGAACAAUUUACAGAAGGAAUCGUACACAGACUCACAAAAGAACACAAUGCCAACGAAAGAUAACGAUAAGUUCCAACAAGGACAGUUUCAACUUUUGAGUGCACCUACAGCAAAAGAGGGUACAGAGGAGGAAGCUGUUAACUUCAGACGUACCGCUUCUCUUCCACCGCAAUCUAGUGACAACUCUUUAAAGGUUAUGAAAAAUGCAAGCAGCUGGCAGAAUAUACAAUCCCAGUCAUCCCCAAUAGAAGUGAAUGGGACAACAAAUAUGAGUGGUACGCAAGCUGUGAACAUGAAGGCAGAUGCACCAGUAAACAUCCAUGCACGCCGUACCGGCAGCUCGGAGCUUCUCACUGUAAAUAUUAGCCGGGGACAGGCACCACGAAGUAACGGCAUGAAUCCCCCUGUUGCACCAAAACCUACACGUCAGGCCGAAUCUUCUACUUCCGUCACAAGCCAAUCGGCUACCAGCACUGCAACCAAUGGCACGCCUACGAUUAAAACUAGCAACAUCGUCAUUGAAACUUGCAUUGACGACCCUGUAACCCCCUCAUCCGUUCCGGCCCUGGUGAGCGCUUCCAAAUUUAGCGGGGUCCCCAAUGAUUCUCCUAUUAAGAUCGAGACAUCUCUGACAGGUGUCGUCAUCACAUCUUCAGAAUCAGUGCCUGACCUAAGAGGUGUGUCGUCCCCUCCCCCUCCUAGUUCCAGCGACGAUGUUGCUAGCCCUUCCAAUGGCAGCUGUAAGCCAGAGAGCACUGCCCAAUCUUUUGGUUUGAUUUUAGCUACUUCUGCGAGUACACCUAAUCGUUUAGAACAAUUGCAGAAAACAAAGAAAGUUAACAGUUCAACUUUACCUGCUGUGACUAGAAAAACGUCUGGCCAUGGAACCAGUUUUGCUCCAGCCGUUACCACCAAUGUAACGCGGCAGAGAUCUGGCAACGGAAUUUCUCCAUGGCAUGUUGAAACCUAUCCGGAUCAAUCAAUUCAGACAAGAAGUACAAUGACAACAGAACUAUAAUGAACUUAAUUGAGUUGAGUAUGGAUGAUGUUUACCUGGUACAGAUACUAUUCGCCUGUUACUGAGUCUACAUUGUGAAAGCAUUCACCUAUUAUGGAAGCUGUUUACCUAUUGUGGAAUCUACAGGUAUCCCUGUGGUGGAAGCUGUUUACCUGUUGUUGGAGAUAUUCAUAUUUGGAGCUGUCGCUUGUGAAUUGUUGAAAAUACUGAUGCUAUUUGCAGGCAACAACUUGAGAGAAUUUUAGGGUUACAGUGAUGGCUAUGGAAAUAUCAGUUGUCUUUAAUAACAAGCAUCAUUUUAUCUCAAAUAUGUAUUUAAUAUCUGCUAGAGGUAGCGUAAAUGUCUGGCAGAUAAGUUUACUCAUGUUAUCUUUAAAGACGAUAUGAUAAAAUGUAUGGUGAUUUAUAGUCCAUUCACUUGUUCCUUGACACUGUGUAAACAUUUUGUUUUGCACAGACUAACUAAAAAAAACCUUGCUGUUUUAAAUUGUGAAUAUUUCAGAUUUGUACAGUAUAAAAGAAACUAUUGGUACUACUAAUGAACUAAGAUGAGCUGCCAGAGGUUCAUGCAUGUUUUGAGGGAAAUAGAAUUUUUAAAUAUGUGAAAGAUUUUUGAUAAAUGGCAAGUAAUCACUAAUGAAUGUUCAUUACAAAUAUAUAUAACUUAUUUUUUUUAUUCUGGGUACUUGGUGUAGUGUUGAGGUUUUUUUUUUAUGAAAAGGAUUUUGCUGACUGAUGAAAAAGUAUAUUUGCACAUUGGGUUUGGAAGAGAAUAUUGAAUGAAAAGUUUUAUCUACUUUUUUAACUUUUAAUUUUAAUAAUGAACAAACUAAUACUUUGACCUUGUAGAAAAUCCAGAGCUAAUUAUUUUUGUUUCAAAUUCAUCAUUUUUAAAAGGGAUAUUGAAAACCUGUGUUUUUUUUAAAGAAAUUUGUGACAAAAAGUCAUUGUGAACUGAAGGCUAUGUUAAAUAUUUUUUAAAUGUGUAGAUGAAAACAAUUAUCGAUUAUGUUGUGUUCUUACAGCAUUUAAAUUUUUUUUUAUUGUUUUUUUUAAACAGACCGAUUGACUGAAAAUCCAUUGAAGUUCUUUUUUCUCAGAAAUGUAAUAUUGUAUAGUGUGUAAUAUCUUUGUGUUGGUGAAUCUAUGUAUAAUUAAUUAAAGCAUAAUUUUAUGGUCCUUUAAAUCGAAAGAAUAUGGUAUAUAAUGUUUGGACCGUGGCUUGUAGCAUACUAACAUUUAACUAUAAAAAUUGUUAUCUUUAAUUUGUUAUCUUUAUAGUGUUUUAAUGUUUUAUUUUGACUUGUGAAAGUAAGUAGUUGUCCAAUUCAGAUCAUUUAGCUUUAUAUCGUCUGCAUUUCAUAUUUUAGCUUCCUUUCCAACAUAUUUUAUUCUUGUUGUAAGUGUUACUGAACUGUUUUAUUUAAUGACUUAGUUGCUGUAUCCAAACAUGUAUAUUUAGUUAUUAAGAGUGGUUUUAUAAGUGACGGCUAUGAUUUUGGUUUCAUAACUUAAUUAAAGACACCAUUACCUGAUAUAAAAUUAGUUAAUUUUGAUUUUAAAAAAUACACAUAAUUCUAGGUGGCUUUAUGUAAAUAAAUAUUGCUAUUAAAUUAAAUACCAUUCACUUAAAGAAAGAAUUUGAAAAAUUACAAUAAGAAAAUGUAAAUCAAGUGUUUUGGAAACGUAAAAGAACGGUGAAACAUUUUUUAAUUCAAUUUUAAAUAUUAUAAUUAUUGGAAACGAUAACUGGUUGGUUUUGAAAUAAAUGAUACCACAGAAAAUAUAGUAACACUACCAAAUAUUGAUCUCAAUAUAUUUUUGGGAGAUGAAACAUUUGAAAUGAUGAUACUCCAUUUUUAUUCAACCAUCAAUAAUUUAAUUAAAAAUACAUCUAGUGCUUAAAAAUCAUUUUAUAUUGACAAUUGUGCAGGUCAUUCCACUCAAUCCUAACUUUUUAUUUCAUAUUUGUUAUUGCAUUCUUGAAAAUCGGUGUGAAGUUUAUCAGUGUAUAUUUUCACUUAAAAAUAAUGAGUAUGAGCUGAUACUGUUAUCAAUUUUAAUUGUUAUAUAUUGAUGUCAAAUGAUUCAAACACUGCUGCACAAAGCUUAUACCAAUUUUAAUAAUUAUAUUUUGAUGUCAAAAGAUUCAUGCACAAUUAUUCAAAGCUUUUACUAAUUUUCAAACAUUUUACUGUGUUGGUGUAAAAUUAAUGUUGAGAAAACCUUUACAGAAGUAUUCCAAAGAUGAAUAAUAAUGGUACUGUACUUAUAUUCAGUGCCUUCAAAGUUCACCUUGAUAGUGUAUAGGUAGGAAACUUGGCUAUGACUCCUGGGUACCUAGAAAAGCUGAUCCAUGGUUGGUUUAUUGAUUUAUUGAUUUAAUUCAAAACCAGAAGAGAAAUGAUAGUCAUGGGAACAUUCAUCAGUUGUCAUCUGCUCUUUGCAAAUAUCAUAAACUAUUAAUAUUGUACUACUACAUGUUGAUUGUGAUUGCACAGAACCAUGAGUUUCAAGUUCAGUUAAUUAGAUAAUUCAUGUGCUUAUAUUUUAAAUGUCAUCAUAGAUAUGUUACUACUCUUAGGGUUCAUUCCUUGGUAAAGAUUUUGCCUGCUGAUACACUGUAUUCUAGUGGCAUCUGCCAGUGGCGUAUCUAGAAUUCUUGAAGUGGGGGUGCUGGGGGGGGCACGCAAAGGUGAAGUGGGGGCUCAAUGAUCAGUUGAGGGGCGAUAACUUGCAAAAUAGGUGAUUUUAGGUGAUUUUUAACUACUUUACCUUGAUUUUCGGGGAGGAGGGGGGGGGUGGUGGUGGCCGUGAGUAAUUUUUGGAGGGGUAUGCACCCCCUGCUCAUGCCCUAGAUGCGCCGCUGCAUCUGCCUCCAGUGCACUAAACACCUGUGUUGUUUAAGAUGGUCUUCCCUGUAGAUCAGUUACUAUAUUUUAGUGAUGAACAAAACUCACAUUAUGAUCACAAAUACCACUCGGUGUAUUUAAAACUUUGCAUUUUAAAUCACCCCUUUUCAUUUGGUUAUUGUAUCUCAUUGAACACCAAUUUAAGGUAGUUUUUAAUCAAUGAAUUUUAGUGCUUACAGUAUAUAACUAAUGGCUUUGAUGUGUCAAACGUCUGUAAAAACACAAAAGAUGAGAGAAAAAUAGAUAUAUAAAUGAUGGCUCAGAGUUGUUGGAAACCUAGUCUAAAAGGGAAGGGAUUUUGGUUGUAGAAUGAUCAACAUACAAAUUAUAAAUGACUGUAUCUGUAAUAAAAUUAAGUCAAUUUGUAACAGGAUA